GUAGUUCUGAGAAAUAUCAAUUCACAAAUGAUAUUAUUGUACUUGACCUGAAAGCUACAAAUAAGCAUAAUACUUAUAGUGUAUGCAAAGCUUGCGAUGAAGCUUUUGGUCAGGAUGAAACUCUAAAGAUGCUAAUUACUAAUAAAAAAAAUAUUGUUCGAAACUAUUUAAAAAAAUGUGAAUACUUUCGUAUUAAGCUAGGAUCUCAAGAAGUAGUAGAUACAUACUGCAAUAAGAUGGAUAAUGAGGCAGAAUGUAUUUCUCAAGUUUCAAAAAGACGCUGA
Molecule: messenger RNA, 284 nt
Organism: Scutellospora calospora
Lineage: Eukaryota; Fungi; Glomeromycota; Glomeromycetes; Diversisporales; Gigasporaceae
Source: the annotation of a GenBank genome assembly